Messenger RNA from Pygocentrus nattereri (red-bellied piranha), 2359 nucleotides. RefSeq names its product G-protein coupled receptor 182-like. The transcript has 2 exons. Gene Ontology annotation, cellular component: membrane. Gene Ontology annotation, molecular function: G protein-coupled receptor activity. Gene Ontology annotation, biological process: G protein-coupled receptor signaling pathway. Bases 132 to 1199 code for a protein of 355 amino acids. The record is from RefSeq and is a predicted model, not a curated record. Lineage: Eukaryota; Metazoa; Chordata; Actinopteri; Characiformes; Serrasalmidae.
UCAACAUUUAGUCAAGGCAGAACUUGUUUAGUCAGAUAAAUGAGUGAUUUUUUUGUGUGCUUCUCAUUCCUACCAGCACCAGUGAGAGUCACCCAGCUUUCCCUUAAACCUGUUCAUAUUUUAGCCUGCAGAUGGACUAUCAAGACAAUGAGACGGACUUCUACCUGUGCACCGUCGAGGUGGACUACAACUCCCGGCGCAUCGGCCUCUUCCUCCUCCACCUGAUGAUGUUCUUGGUGGGCCUAGUGAUGAACAUGACAGUGGUGUGGGUGAACUGGCACCGCCGACAUUCACGCAACACCGUUCUCUUCUGCCUGCUCAACAUGGGCCUGGCCGACACCAUGAUAAUGCUCAUGCUGCCCAUCUACAUGCUCGAGGUGGUCCUGGACCACGUCUGGCUGUGGGGAGACUUCCUCUGCCGCUUCUCCAACCUGGUCAUCGUGCUUAGCAUCUAUGCUAGCUGCUUCUUCCUGGCCUACAUGUCUGUAGAACGCUACCUGGCAGUGAUACGAGGCUCAGCACCCAAGGUCCAAGGCCCAGGUAUGCCAGAGAGGCGCAAGAGGAACAUGAUCUGCGCGGGCCUCUGGAUCUUAGCAUUGUUUUUAGCAUCACUAGAGACGGCCCAUGUGCGCAUUCUCCACUUGCAGGAACCGGGCUGUUAUUUGAUGCCAAUGUAUGCCUUCACGGCAUGGUUCACCACCAUCAUUAUCAUCCAGUCUUUUAUACAGUUUGUAGGGCCAGCAGCUAUUGUAGCUACCUUCAACGUGCUAGCGGCUCGUGCAGUGCGGGCAUGCCCUGAAGUACAGGCCCGUAACGCAAGCGACGUUUGGCUGCUGCAUGUGUACUCGCUCGUGUUCAUGGUGUGCUGGCUGCCUUACCAUGUGAUAAUGAUGCUCAUGAUGGUGGACACUCUGAAGCCCAGCUUAUUUGACUGCAAUAUGCUCGAGCAUCUUUUCUUUGCCUAUGCGGUGGUCAGGGCGACUGCUAUGCUUCACUGUUUGGCCAACCCUGUUCUCUACAGCUUCUUAAGCAGGAGCUUCCGCUGCAAACUCGUCAACCUUGUCAUGCGCCAUUUGCCACAAGAUGUCGCUUCUGUGCAAGGAACAGGUAAACAUGGGAACAGUCCCAUCCAAGGGGAGUCAACGGUGAAGGCAAGUAAUGUGGAAGAAAACAGCACCAGCCAGUCGGGUGGAUCCUAAAGGGAAUCAGUGACCAGUAGCAAUGGUAGUGAAUGCUGAUCGUGCUAUCCACAGAGUAGUCUGCACAGUUUUAAAUGACUCCUUCUAGAUUAAAGGGUCCAUAUCCUGGAAAACUAUUUUUACAUAAGAGUUUGAUAUAGUAGGACAAACACUGUUAAUGUUUCAAAACUUCUAAGUCCAUACAGUUAAUAGAGUCAUAUGUAAAGGUUUCUGCACACUUAGUCAAAUAAACUUUUUCUAAGUGAAAAUAAGUGAACACAUCCUCUACAGGGAAGACACACUCGCUUAAUUCAUUUGACCAAGGCCGUCCAGACUUUUGUGCAUGACUGAAUAUGAAAACACAAGUGUAAAAAUAGCUAGCUUUGCAUUGAUUCUCUGUGGUGUCACAAUAUAUCCAAUGCAUUUAUGUAUAUCUGCCUUUUCAGGCUGGAGUUAUAAGGACUGUUUUUUGAAUGCAGAGCUUAUUUACAUACACUAUAUUUCCAAAAGUAUCUGCUCAUCUGCCUUUACACACUUAUGAACCUGAGUGAAUGAGUUAAUAGUUUUGGUAAUAUAGUUUAUGUUCAAUGUUGGGCAAAAUACAUAAAAAGUAGUGAUGGCGGAACACUGAAAACAUUGUUCUCGAUGUAUUCAGUAAUGUAUUCCAUUACAGUACAUAAAAAAUAACAUAUUCAGAAUACAUUUGGAAUACAUCUCAGUAGAACAGAUGGGAAAAACUGGAGUAAUUUUCAUUAAAUUCACACUGUUCCUCUCUGUUACUGGUUGGCAGUUAGUGUAGGUUAGUUUUCUUCAUGUAAUUCUUCUGUCAAUACAUUAAAUGAAAAAAUCUCAACAUUAUACUCAACAUUAUUUUGGCUCUAUGAAGCAAACAACUCUCCAUCUUGAUAACAAAUUUGACUAUAAAGUGGGUAGCUGUAAUAAGUCCAGUAGACUGAUACUGAUACUGCACUUAUCGCUGGUGAACAUAUCCAAUGUUGAGGAAACUGUUGAUUUCCAUUAUCCAUUAUCCCUCAGAAGAGUUCAGUUUGGUUUAUCAGUCUACUCAGGCUUUAGCAGAAACUUAGCCUUUGUAAAGAAGACGCUUUUCGAGUUCUUUUUGGAGUCGCUGUGUGCUGAUUUUAAAAUAUGAAUAAACAAGUGUUUGUAAUGUUUCUUCUAAA